UUCUCCGCACUAUAUCAUUUUGGGGUGUUAAUUCACAAGUGCCCGCAAGAUGGCGUCGUCAAGUUUCCGGAGUUCUGGGUCCCAGAAUAAACCACCCCCACCGCCAAUUCCGCCCCGCCCUUUAAUAGUGCCACGCCCCAGUAUGCUGCAGUAUGAGCCUCACGAGAGUCAGAAAAUCUCCAGAUCCAGAUUUAUAAUUUUGGUAUACCUGCUGGUCGUGGUAGUACUCCUGCUCGCCUUGGUCCAAUGGGAACUUGUGUCCUUCUAUAAACCCUUAUCCAAUUUAUUUUUGGCCAAGUACUGGCUGAGUGUGGCUUGUAUGGUGACAUCAGUUCCGCUUCUAGCGGUUUUUCUGAUCAUCCGUAAAGCUCGCUAUAUACCAAUCCUUGGAUGUAUUGGUAUUUGCACUUUGGCUGCCUAUUGUAGUGCACUAUACUUUUUGCUGUGCUUCACCAUAACUGCAAUUCUGGUAGUGACCUUUGUGCUCAUUGGUUCCUUUAUUCCCUGCGAUUUAACCGCCAAUGUGGCUGUAUUAUUUAUAAUUACUACCCAGCUUAUCAUGUACCAUGCCCAACUGAUCCGAGGUUGGCGUUAUGCGGAACUUUACACCACCGAUGGACUCUUUGCAGUGAUCAUCCUUUUCUGCCACUUUUGCAUUAUACUGAUGCUUUUCUGCUUCUGGGAUUGGUCAAAAGCAAACGAUGACGAUGAUUAUAACUCUGGUGAGACAGCUUACAAGGCUGUGUGGCUAACAACUCGGCUGUCAUUCGAGAUUUUUUGGGUCAGACCACUCAGGACGACAGGACUACAGGACAUCAGGCGCCUGCUAAGCCUACUCGUCGACAUUAUAAUAACAUCCAUCAUUCUGGACCACACACAAAUGACAACAACUGCCGAAAGUUUCACAGAAAUAAAAAUAUAA
Molecule: messenger RNA, 922 nt
Organism: Drosophila subpulchrella
Lineage: Eukaryota; Metazoa; Arthropoda; Insecta; Diptera; Drosophilidae
Exons: 5
Coding region: 50-922 (290 amino acids)
Source: RefSeq, a predicted model, not a curated record